Messenger RNA from Mytilus californianus (California mussel), 2412 nucleotides. RefSeq lists its product as uncharacterized. Lineage: Eukaryota; Metazoa; Mollusca; Bivalvia; Mytilida; Mytilidae. The transcript has 5 exons. The record is from RefSeq and is a predicted model, not a curated record. The coding region runs from base 44 to 1921 and encodes 625 amino acids.
ACACAAUACAAGGGGUAGUAUAGAACAUAAAUUUACAAAUACAAUGAGUCUUGGAAAGGAACUUGAAAGUCAUGUUGUUGAAAAUGAAGAAAAUUUGAAAAUGGUGUUAGAGACAAAGGAAAUCUGUCUUCAAAAACUUAACAAGGAAAACGAUACUUUAAUAAGUGAAAAUAAGCGAUUGAAGAAAGAAAAGGCAACGCUAGAAAAAGAAAAGGACGACGCAUUAUCGAGAUUAAGUAAACUAGCAGGUCAAAAACUCACGGAUGGGAAUCCAGCCAUAACCGAUCUUGGAAAUCCAAACAGGCCUGCAAAAAUUGGAGAACGCUGGGCUUCAUUGUAUACUGAUGAAUGGAAAGAUGUCUACGAAAACCUAACUAAACAGCAUGAAAGACCGGGCAACAACAAUGAACUACCAGAAAAGCAACUGCUCAAGAUUGUUGAUUGGUGUUACAAGAGAUGUUUAGAAAUAGCAAAAGAACAAAAUUAUAAAAUCCAUGAAACCUUAUGGGAAGUCGUACGGUUCGUUCAUCUGCUCGGUAUAAAAUCGAAGGAGGACGAAAACAAUAAACAAAUUCAAGGUAACUUUGGUACUGAGGAUAAAACGUUGAUAGAAGCAAUGAAAUCCUUCGCGGAAAAUGUAAAGAUUAAACUCCAAUGUAGUACGACUUUAGUUGAGACUGUUAAGAAGAAAUGUUGUGAAGAAUAUAGUACAUCAAACCCAAAUUCGUUUGAAAGCGAAAAACAUUUAAUAAUGAAAUGUUCAGAACUGUGCUGGUAUAUACUUUUGUCGAAUCCACCAAUGGAGAUUGAGUAUGACAAUGUUGGAGAUCAACUUAUGGAUUCAAAUAAAUUCAAUAAGUAUAAUAGACCAGGUAUAACUGUUUGGCCAGCUCUACUUUUACAUAAGGAUGGCCCAGUUUUAACAAAGGGGACGGUGCAGACUAAUUAUGUGGAUAAAACAGCCGCUCGGAAAAAUUCUUCAGAAGACAUAUUUGCACCACAAAAAAAGUGUAAACCUAUAAAUCUGAGUGGUAACAAUGAUGCUACAGUUACGGCUCCACUUCAUACAAAUGACAUGCAUUUUUCUAAUGAAACUAAGAAUCAAGAUCAAGCAUUAAAUGUCUAUGAAGAACAAGGCAAUGCUAUUUCUGAUUCUUUGCAAAGCACUACCAAUGCACUUAAAGAUGAUUUCCAUAACAGUGGUGCCGGUUUAAAUAAUAAUGAUCCUAGCAAAACGGAGCACCCAACUGAUGAUGUAUCACAAAAUGAGUAUUCAAAAAUCGUAAACCAACUUUACACUAGUAAAGAAAAUAAAUCCAAUGGCGAUUCUAUAGAAAAAGUACCUGCAAAUACAGAUGACUCUGUUAUGUGUUUUACUGGUACCAAUACGUUGCCUCCCUUACAUUGUUGCAAUAUAAACCAAUCUGGCCUGAACAAAGAUGUUAAACCAGGAAGUAGCUUGAAAACGGAAGAUGCUGAAAAGAUUAAUCAAACUUAUAGUCGUCUGAGGGAAGACAGUGAAUCGAUUUAUAUUAAAGACAAGCAGGAACCAAAUAUAUUCAUCUUAGAUGAUAAAGAUAGCAGUGACAUACAGACAGGAACAAAUAUUAAUAACCUUGAAAAUAAAUUUGAAAACUCUACAGAUAAAUAUAUGCUACAUCAGUGUAGUCCCAUGAAUCAACACGAAAAUACAUUUUCAGAAGAAUGUCAUCACUCUCGCGUACGAUCAGAUAUGAAAUAUGGCGAAUUGCAUAUUUCUGGUAGAAAAGGUGGUCAGUCACAAAAUGAAAAAAGAGAGUUAGAUGACAGCAUAUAUCAGGAUGAUAAGUAUGAACGAUUAUAUUCAUUGGAAGGAGAUGAGAACAAUCCAACAAACUUAUGUGUUGAUGAUACGCGGGAUAAAUACGAAGCCGCUGGAUAAAAUCUAUCUAACAAUCCGAAUGGCAUCAACACUGACUCGCCAACUGAUUCUAAAGUUGAAACUAAAACAAAGUACUACUAUAAGCCAGAAAACGAAUUAAAGGGGCAUCCGAAACAUACAGGAACAUUUCAACGAGAACUAAACAAAGUAUGUGGAAAGUCAAAGCUUCCAAAAGACUGGGUCAAACCCCAAAAGUAAUCUACAACAUCACGAAAAAACUCAUCAAGCUAAUUGAUAUGAAUAUAUUCCUUUCUUGUUAUUGAUGAAAAUAUUCAAUUUGAUUAUUGAUCAAGGCUGUGAUAGUAAAUAAUUAUUACGUACAAUUAGCAUCUGGAAUUUUAAUUGGCUGAAAACAAUUGUGAGGCACUCCAACAUCUCAAAUAUCAUAUUAUAUUUCCGUAUAAAAUACGAAAUCUAUGACUGCACAUGCUAUCCGUGACAAUGUUAAAAAAAUGCACUGAAACAUAACACAAUAAUGUAAUUAUUAGAAU